Raphanus sativus (radish) is the source of this 261-nucleotide messenger RNA. RefSeq names its product defensin-like protein 149. The record is from RefSeq and is a predicted model, not a curated record. The transcript has 2 exons. Bases 1 to 261 code for a protein of 86 amino acids. Lineage: Eukaryota; Viridiplantae; Streptophyta; Magnoliopsida; Brassicales; Brassicaceae.
AUGAAAAUAUCUUUUCAAACUUCGCUUAUUGGCUUCAUUUUGGUCACAAUCUUUCUACUAGGAGUAGUGGUGUCUGCUCAGAAGGGAGGACCAAGCACAGAAAGAACUUGUACUGAAGCAUACCCAAACAAUACUGGAAAAUGUGAUACUAAGCAAUGUGAAGCCGAAUGUACCAAAAAGAGGCCAAAAGGGGUUGGUAUGUGCCUACCCAUAGGCAAAGGAGAUUUUCAAUGCAGAUGCUAUUAUAAAUGCCGUCGCUGA